Molecule: messenger RNA, 2017 nt
Organism: Fusarium odoratissimum NRRL 54006
Lineage: Eukaryota; Fungi; Ascomycota; Sordariomycetes; Hypocreales; Nectriaceae
Exons: 2
Coding region: 671-1864 (397 amino acids)
Biological process (GO): carbohydrate metabolic process
Cellular component (GO): extracellular region
Molecular function (GO): cellulose binding
Source: RefSeq, a predicted model, not a curated record
CGCUGGAACAUGAAACAGACCAUCAGCAGCACCACCAAAGAGUAGAGUAGACUGACACUAACGGCAAAUUCCGUGCGAUUUUACUAUCUGAUCAUGGCCUGAAACGAAGGAUGUUUUGGCGGAGAUGAAUUGCAAGAAUACGAGCUUCCAUGUGAACUCUUGAAGCAGCUCCGGGACUGAUGAAAGUGCGACAUAAAAUAGGUAAACUCAAAGACUAUUAAAGUAUCUCCUCGAAGCUUAAUAUAAGGUUCGCCGACGACAAUGCCAAAGAACUGGUCCAUGACAAGGGAUAAUUACACGGGCGUCAACAAGAUGCUAAAAACUGCCCCAUUUGGCACGAUGACAUGCCAUACCGGGGAGAUGGACCACAUUAGGAGAUUGAGAAACCGGAAGAGCACAGACACAAAAGCCCUGUCCUUGAACAAACCGAGAAUUAUGGAUCAACUUCUCACGAUGGAGAGUCUAUUGUUUCCGUCUUAUUAUUCCGCCAAUCAGGCUCUCUCACCAUCUCGUAAUAGGACAUUAUUCGAUUCCAUAUAUAACAUGAGCUGAGGACGUGUAAGUAGAAUCUCAGCAAGCAUCUCUGGUAGACAUUCGUUUUCUGUUCAUUCGUUUCUUUCCAACCCAACACUCGUUCAGCUAACUCACAUUCUUUCUUUCAACCACCACCAUGCGUUUCUCUUCAGCCGCUGGCCUCAUGGCCCUCGCUACGUCGACCGUAGCCCACCCCAACUCCGCCACCUCCGAUCUCGACGGCUCCGUCUGGAAAGCUCUCACACCUCUCAAGUCGCGCUCAUGGGCCUCUAUCCCCCGAAACCGUCCCACCAAGCGCCAGUCCGGCUGGAACCCGCCCUCCAACCUCGCCACCCCCCUCAAAGAAGUCUGGGACCACGAAGUCAAAACCUACAGCGACGCGCUCGGCUUUAAGAACUAUGGCUGGGACCAAGUCAUCGCUGGAAAGGGCCAGCUUAACGUCUGCGUUCGCUGGGAGUCUAGCGCUUCUGUGACUGCUGAGCAGCGCACCAAGGUUGCUGCUGCUCUUCAGGACUCGUAUAGUGCUUGGAUGAAGUGGGUUUCCGGCUAUGAUAACUUUCCCUACGAGGAAGUCAAGAUCAAUGUCGUUGGAUGGGCUGUGAAGAACAAGAGCCUUCUCCAGGGCUCUACUGAAGGUCUUGAUAUCUACACCGACACCGACGCCGAGGGCAUUCCCCAGUGCUCCGAGAAGUGCGGCCGUUUCUUCCACCAGGACGGUGACUACAGCAGCUGCCCCGGAGGAGCUGAGCGACACUACGAUAACUCCCUCUGGCUGACCGACGGUAUGCAGGGCGGAGCCGGUGGUGAUUGGGGACAGCGCAUUGGCCGGGAGUACUUCAUGGAUCUCCUUGGUCAAAAGGACAUUCACAUUCUCGAGCACGAGAUCGGCCAUACUUUCGCCCUUGACGAUUUCUACGACUGGACUCCCACCGGCCAGACCAACUUCAUCAUGCUUGCUGGUUCAUCCACCAAGGUCACUGACUUUGAUGGCUGGAUGUUGCGAAACUGGUGGUACGAGCUUUCUCGCAAGCGUGGCUGGCAAUCUACUGCUUCUAGCUCUGCCUCAAAGGGUACUUCAUCUGAGAAGGCUGUUACUCCCGUCUCGUCCAAGGCUGCUAGCACCAAGACUGCUGUUGCUAAGCCUACCACCACCACUGUCAAGCAGGCUGCUACCCAAACUGCGGCCAAGCCUGCCAAGGACACUACCUCAAGCGCUACUGCUGCUGCCUAUGCUCAGUGCGGUGGUGGUGCUGGCUAUACCGGCCCUACCAAGUGCGCCUCUGGUCUGAAGUGCACCAAGCACAGCGAGUGGUACUCUCAGUGCCUUUAAGCUGCCCCAUACACACACUAUCUGAGCUUGACGCUUGGAACCUUUUUGUAUAUACUUAGUCAUUGGAAAGGGAUACCUGAGUAUUAUAAGAAGACAUAAUAUACUACAUAUCGAUAUAGAUCCCACUGUUAUUCAAUGGGCCACAUAAAACCC